This is a messenger RNA of Heterostelium album PN500, 9546 nucleotides long. It is a transcript of the gene kif4, whose product is annotated as centrosomal protein 248 kDa. Bases 1 to 9546 code for a protein of 3181 amino acids. Gene Ontology annotation, molecular function: actin filament binding. The transcript has 22 exons. The record is from RefSeq and is a predicted model, not a curated record. Gene Ontology annotation, cellular component: actin filament; actin filament bundle; cytoplasm. Gene Ontology annotation, biological process: actin filament bundle assembly; actin filament network formation. Lineage: Eukaryota; Evosea; Eumycetozoa; Acytosteliales; Acytosteliaceae.
AUGGGAGAUCAUCAUAUGAAAUCCUCUUUUGUACCCGAUUGGCUACGUUCAAAGGAGUUAUCUCAUCAAGAUAUCUCACCACGCACCGCUCUUAAUGUAUCACCACCAAAUGGAACUGGCGAACAAACAACACCAGUUGUCAAUAUACCAAAAUUAAAUCGAUCAAAGUCAUCUCCACAUAUUGAACUAAAUGUUCAAGAGGCUGCCCAACUAUUACUACGACAACAACAACAACAACAACAACCACCAACCAAUGUUGUACAAUCUUCAUCUCCACCACAUCAACAUUUUUCUUCAACAACCUCAUCAACAUCAACUUUAUCGAUAAAUAAUAGCAUCAACAACAGUAGUAAUAGUAGUAAAGUAUCAUCAAUAACAACAACAACAUCAUCAUCAUCAUCAGUAACACAUCAAACAACAUCAACAACAUCACAUGUAAAUCACGAUAGAGGAGUUACAUCUUCACCAGUAUUGCAAUCGAAUGUUACAUUCCGAUCUAUUAACACUGCAAACAGUAUCAACAUCAAUAGUAUCAAUAACAACAAUAAUUUUAUUUUAAACAGUAACUCCUCCUUCACCAAAUACAAGUCAAAACCACCUUUAGUGAGUUAUAAAUCACAACCGAAUCUCAACAAUGUUGAUCAAGCAUCAUCGACUAAUCUUAAGCAACAACACUCACAACCACAACAACACUUCCAACAACCGCGUUAUCAUUCUAUUUCACCAAAUCACCUUCAAAUGAACGAGCAUCAAUCCAGUCAGGAUACAUCUAAUCAUUAUCUUGUCCAUGGACAAUUCAAUAAUAAUUAUCAUCAUCACCAUUCAUCUUCAUCCUCAAAUUAUCAUCACCAUAAUAAUAAUAAUAAUAAUAAUAAUAAUAAUAAUAAUAAUAACAACAACAAUGAUUAUAACAACAACAAUGGCAGUGAUGACAACAAUCUCUUGGUCAACGAUAAUCAUAACCAAUCACUGUCUCAACAAAUACAACAACAGCAACAGCAGAUGUUACAUCCACCAAGAGAGAGUGAACAAUUCCCACCAUUGAUCCAACCAAAAUCACCUAAAACAACAUUUCAGCAAAGCAGCCAUCAUCACCAUCAUCAGCAACAACAGCAGCAAUCACAACAACAACAAAGUUUUUCCCCAUCAGCAGCUGCUGGAGCCUCACUGUCACCUAGCGUUACACCACUACAACCACCAUCGAGUGUAUCAUCAUCGGGUAUACCAACUUUGGCUGCCCUCAUCACUCCCAUCCAACCAUCGUUAUCACCGCUCAAUUCCUCCUCCGAAGAAACACUUCACAAAGAAAAAGAAAAAGAAAAAGAGAAGGCCAAAGUAGUAGUUCCCAUCUUGAGUUCGGCCAAUACAGCCGUAACUGGCAAAUCGAUCAAAACAAUCACCUCACUCUCUCAGUCCGGUAGCAUCACCAAUCCUGCACUCAAAAAGCAACAACAACAAGGAGGAACUCUUACAAAGCCAGCUAUUCGUAGUGGUAUUGCCAAUCCUAAAUUUAUCCGUGCCUACUCCGAGCCCAAUCUGCAGAGUCCAGUUCCUGGAUCCGGUAGCGGCAACAAGGAUGAAGUCAUUUCUGUCUCUCGAAAGCAACUGACAGAUCCAUCACGUAAACCAAAGACACCAAAAAUUGAAAAGCUCAUGGCCAAGAAUAUUUUCUACGAGAAAAUUCAGAAAACCGAAGACAUGGCCAAGAAGAUGCAAGAGGAAGGUCUAUCGCGCGAGGAAAUCGAGAAGCAACAAGAAAAGAUUAUGUCAGAGGCAGAGGUAAAACUCAUCAGCAGCAUAACCGAUUCCAAUAGCAAUCAAGUGGUCGUGGUCGGCAAGCAAUCUGAGAUACCUUCUCCAACCUCGAGUUCCGCUUCAACAUCGCCAUACACCUCUCCUGCUGUUAUUAACAUCACCUCCUCAGUGAUUGCUUCCAGUAAAGACACCACUCCAGAAGGACUCGCCAUCUCACCGACCGUCACUGCCUCAAGUUCUCCAGCAAAUCACAGUGUCACCCAUGAAUUCAAUGGUGGUGAUCACUGCUCGGCCAGCACACUCGACACUAAACACGUACCUCCUCCCAUUGGCAUAGACAUUAGCAACAGCGGAAGUGUCAGCAGCAGCAACGAUGAGGAGGAAGACGAAGAACACGAAGAACGAUUCCUCCGAGGUCUUGGUUGGGUUCCUGCUGAAGAGGACCCCUUAUCAGACUCUGAGAUGGAGGAAAAUCAGUUUGAAAAUGAAAGAAAUUCGUUUAAUCAAAUAAUUGUGGAACCUUUUUAUACUAAAGUUGAAUGCAAUUUAGCUACUUUCACAAAAACCAAUGUUACUAUCCACGGAGGAUAUGGAGGUGGUGUAACCUUUAUUAAAUUGGCAGAAUCAGGAAAUACGAUGAAAUUAACAAAUUCACAAGUCAAGAUCAAUGAUAUUCAAUUUAUACAUGCAACAGCCAGGGAGAAUUCUACAAAAAGAAAUGUUUCUACACCAGAUGUAAAAGUUAGAACCAAUCCAGGUUCGAGUCACCAAUUUAAAAAUCGAAAUCUAGAUCAAUCAUUUUUUUUAACAGGUGCAGAUUUUACUUUAUUUAACUCCAUCAUAUCAUUUAAUAAUGUAGUAAUUUUUAAUAAUACAAAUAAUAAUUUGAUAUUUUCAAAUGAUACGAAUUCACCACUAGAAAUCAGAACAUGUAUAUUCAAAGAAAAUAGAUCAGUAAUAGGACAGUUUGUAGGUCUCGGUUCAAGAAUAAGAUGUGCAAAUACACGUUUUAUAAAGUGUGACGCGUCUGCAGCUUCAGGAAUUGUAUAUUUAGAUGAUCAAUCAGUUGGAGAAUUUAUAUUAAAUAUAUUUGAUGAUAAUUACUCGCCUGGUGGAUCGAUAGCAGGAAGUGCAGCACCGUUGUUAUUGUUUGAUAAUUGUUGGUUCAACUCAUCCUCACGUGUAUCAGUGUUUAUAUCGAUUUACUCUAAUGGCCAAUUGUAUGUCUAUGGCUGUGCAUUCAAUGAUAUCUAUGGCAUCUUGUUGUCAACCGAUUCCAAUUCCAUUAUACUUGUAUUGAAUACUGUUUUCUCUUUUAUUCAAGGUAGAAUAUUUGAAUCAUAUGGUGCAGGACAUGUAGUGUUUGCAUCGAUUGUCUAUGAUCAUUGCGGGUCAUUCGAUCAGCUGAAUCUUGUUUCCAAUCAUGUGACUGCUUUCUUCUACGAUCUACGAGUGUUCUCAUCUACUGUUGCUUCGUUCAUCCAAACCAACUUUCAAUCGUAUCUGGUUAUAGUCCGAGGUUAUUUCUACAACAAUCAAGUAUUAACCAGUAUAGUCUCUUGUUACAACGGAUAUCAAGCAUUUCUCAACGGUUGCAUAUUCUAUGGUACUGUUGGUUUCUAUGGAGGAGCAGUAUCGGAGUUGGAUAUCUCUGGAAAUAUUACAGUCAUCAAUAGUAGGAUAGAUAAUAAUGUUUCGCCAAAUGGACCAUUCAUGUAUUUGAAAGCGCCGAAUGUUGAUGAAAUGCAGUGUUUGCCCAACACUUUUUUGAAUAACACAUUUUUCAAUAACUAUGCAUUGACUUCUGGUGCACUCGUUUACUACAGUACGACAGCGCUUCAAUGUGAUUUCACCUGUUACAAUUGUAUGCAAAGCAAUAACACAGCUGCAUAUGGAGAUCUCGUUAACAGUGAAUAUUACAACUUUACGAUUUCAACUGCAGCGAUUCUCUCCACGCCAACCACCACUCAGGUAGUCAUUACUGCACUCGAUGCCUUUGGGAAUAUUUACCGUGGCCACACCGACGUCAUCUUUGAGAUGACCUACCCCAAUUGCACCAAUAUCAACAUCACCGGAGUGAAUCAAGUCACCAUCAAUCUCAAUGGUACUCCAAUCAUGUACAAUCUCCUAGUCUCAGCGAAACCCGGUACCAGUUGCACCUUGGUUUUCACCUCGUCGCCAGCGGCGGUCACCGGCGAUCUCACGUUUGAUAUCUACGUGAAGCAUUGUGCGAAAGGCCAGAUAGAGUUUCAGACGCCAGGCGAUUACCAAUACUACUGUCUGAAGAAAGCGGGACUGUCAUCGAUAACUAAAAUCACAAUAGUAGCGAUUGCAGCAGUUAUUGCAUUGAUAUUGAAUACAGCACUUUCAAGAGCAACACCACAGUAUGUUUUCGAUACAGUCUAUAAGAAACAAAUAGAACAUGCAUGUAUCGCAAGUUUAGAUUGGAUUUACACUGUUUCACAUUUAGUUUAUCUCACAUUAUUAUUGGUAUAUUGUAGUGUUUUAGUAUAUCUUGGUAGACCAUAUCGAUCAUCACCAGGAACAUUUAACGAACCAACUUAUAUUGGAAUAUUAAUGAUGAAAUUCAUUGAAGAACAAGAAACACAAUUGGAAAGAAACAAAGAUAUACUUCAAUUCUAUGAGAUCUAUGGUAACCAGUUUGGUCUUUUAAACUUUGCAAACAGAGACAUUUUCACGCCUGAUGCUCUAUCACCACUAACACUGUCAGCUACUGACUUAUCAAAACCUCCAAAUACUGACAUAACCAAUAACAAAAGUAACAACAAUAGUGAUAAUAGUGAUACUAAUUUUCCUAUAAAUGUACCAACACAAAAUAAUAAUGGUAGUAACAAUAGUAAUAAUAUCAGUAAUGGAAAUAAUAGUAGUAGUAGUAAUGGUAACCCUGUAGUUUUAAAUCAAGAUGACAAUAAUAAUAAUAAUAAUAAUAAUAACAAUAACAAUAAUAAUAAUAAUAAUGGAAAAAAGAAAAAAGUUUCUUAUAAUAAUAAUUUUAAUAGUAUCAGUAAUAGUGAUAAUAUCGCAAAGAGAAUGAUUUCCAAUCAAAUUAAAAGUCAGAUGAAACAAUCAAUAACAUCAUCAGUUGGGUCACCGACAUCAGAAUUUUCUCCUAAUUUCAAAGGAAACAGUAAUGCAAAUAAUAACAACAACAAUAAUAAUAAUAAUAACAAUCAUUUGAAUGGAGACUCAAAUAUGUCACCAUUCAGUAUAUCAAGGAAUUCUCAUUUGAAUUUCUCACCACCUAUGUCACCAAUGUCCUACUCGAGAGUGAAUAACUCAAGUAUUAAUAGUAAUAGUAAAACACCUCCCAUUGAAGUUGUUUCUCAAUUCAAAGAGAAAAUGCAACAAUUAGGAUGGAUUGGUACACCUAAUAUGGGUAGAGGUAGACAAAGAUCGAAUACGAUGGCAGUUGAUUCUCCUGGAUCACCGAGUACACCUUAUAGUUUAAUUAAUACAUUGGAGCAGGUUUCAAAACAAUUGGACGAGCGUGAAAAAGAUGUACAAUUGGCUGCGGAAAUUGGAAAGUUGUUACUCGAAAAGAAUAGUGAAUUAGAAUAUCAAGUAUCUCAACUAUUCGAUUAUGAAAAGAAAUAUAUUGAUAUAUAUUCACAGAAUGAGGUUUUGAAAAAUCAAAAUGAAAAUCUAUCAUUCAAUUUAAAAGAAGCUACUUUGGUGAAUGAAUUGAUGGUAGACAAGUUGAAUGAAGCCAACUUUGAUUUGUCGAAAUUUAAAAAUCAACAACAAUCUGGUAAAAAGUCGAAAAAAUCAGCACAAGUCGAUAUUGAUCUGCUCCAACGAGAAUUACAAGAACUAAACUCAAAAGAUCUAUCAAGAGAGAAGAAUCUUAUUAAAUUAAGAUGUGAUAAUGAAUCGUUGACUGAUAAGAAUGAAAAGUUACAGAAUAAAGUUAAUGACUAUGAAGAGUUUAUCAAAGAUUAUAAUCAAGUGAAAGAAAAGUAUCAGUAUUUAGUUGUAAAGAAUCAAUCUUUAUUAAGUUUAGCUAAGGAUAUUGCAACAAAGAAAUCUAUUGUCGAUGAAUACAAUAUGAUUAAAGAAAGUUUCGAAGUGUCAUUGGAGAACAUCAUUACGAAUACCGCUACAUCUAGAACAUACGAUGCUGAAGAAGAAGUCAAACUACUACAAGAAGCAAGAGAAACGAUUGAUAAACUAACUACAAAUGAAAAUAGUAAUUCAAUUGUAUUACAAUUGGUUAGUUUGUUAAAGGGAAAAGAAGAUAAUAGUUCAAAGUUCUUAGAUGAUGAUGAAGCUAUUCGGUUCAGUCUGGACGACGAUGCCACCGAAGAAGAUCAAAAGUUAUAUCACGACAGUCAGCUAGCCAAACAAAUAGAGAUAUCAACUCAGAAUCUAUCAAGAAGUUCUAUUUUAUUGCUUAUUGCAUUAUAUAUAAGUAAUAAACAUAAAGAUCUAAAUGAUCAAUUGAGUAGAAAUAUAUCAUCAAUGUCAGAGUUGCAAGAGGAUAUCAAAGAGUUGACAGAGAAGCUUCAAAUCAAUACAAAGUUGAAUGCCAAGUUGGAAAUGGAUUCGCUGUCCAAUCAAAAUCUCAUUGAUGAACUACAGCAACAGACAGAGUCUCUACAGAAUGAAAUACAAUCUCUCCAACAGAGUUACAAUCAAUUGCAAACCGAUAAACAAAAAGAGAUUCAAUUGCUACAAGAGGAAUUGUCUUUUCAACAUGAUAAUGAUAGAAAAUAUCAAACAUUGGAAGAGAGAUAUCAUAGAAUGGAACAAGAUUACUUGAAUCUUCAAAAGGAUAUGGAGAGACAGACAAAUGAUUUACAAUCGUCGUGUGAUGCAUACAAGAUUCAAUUGGCAAAUUUGAACAGAGAGAAGGAAGAGUGUGAUUCGAAGAUCGAAGAACUCGUUUCACAGAUCAACAGUUCGAAUGAAGUGAGCGGAAAGCAAUCGGGUGAAUUGGAAUCAAAGAUAACCGAGCUACUAAAGGAGCUGGACGAUUGGAAGGAAAAGAACAAUCAAUUAGUUCUCUGCAAUGAAUCUGCUAUCGAAAAGAUACGGUUAGAUCAUAAGCAAUCUUUACAGUCUUUGGAAUGCCAGCUUCAAGAGAAACAAAGCCUAAUCGAUACACUUCAACAGAAUAUCACAGAGUUGAACAACCAGCUAGUAGAGUUGAAAUCUUUGAAUGAAGAGAGAACCGCGAGAUUGAAACAAUUGGAGUCGACAUCAGAUGAAAUGGCUAAAGUGAAAGACGACAUUAUUCAGCAACUCAAUGAAAAGAUAAAUCAACUGACACAUGAGCUGCAAUCGAGAUCCAGUUCUGGUGAUGAAGCAGCUUCCAAGAUUUCAUUGCUAGAGUCAACUAUUGCCAGCUUGAGACAAGAGUUGGAGUCUGCCAAUGGUGAGCUGGCGAAGCGCUCCACUUCCUACGAGGAGUCUGUCGCCAAAGAGAAGAGUUUGACUCUUGAACUUCGUUCUAAAGAGGAAGAGAAUGAAAGACUUCAAAAUCAACUACUUUCCAUCAAAUCAUCGAGUGAAACCAGUAUGGUUGAAAUGGAAUCGUUGCGAUCACAAAUCCUUGAGUUGGAGUCUACUCUUUCCGUUCGAAAAGAACUAGUUUCCAAGAUGGAGAGUGAUAAAUCGACGUUGGAGAAUCAGUUGGGCGAGAAGGAGAGAAUGUUCAAUGAGUACAGAGACGAUACUCAAAAGUUGUUAAGUGACUAUGAGAGUAAACUUAAAUCAAAGGGAGAGGAGUUUGAUUCACUGACAGAGGAAUUGGAGUUGGCCAGACAACCAAAAGAGUGUUUGGAUUGUCACAAACACUUGGAGCGUGGAAGAGUACUACAGAGUCAACUCAAUGAAUUUGAGACACAGAUGGAGAUGAUGAAGAAGAGUCACAGCGAUGAAUUGACACGUUUGAAUGAGAGAGAAUGUCCUGGAUGUCUGGAGCAUAAUCAGACAAAGAAGACUUGUGAUGAAUUGGUUGGCGUAGUUCAGACUCACAAGAAACAAGUUGAAGAUAUGAAACUGGCAUUGGAGGCACUGAAGAAUAGUUCCACUGUUUGUGAAUCGUGUGUUGGUCUGCAACAGGAACUUGAUGCUUUGCGUAAGGAACUUAACGAGUUGAAGCAAUCCAAAGAGAGAGAGAAGCAGUUGGAAGAGGAGAACAAUCUACUAAGACAAGAGAUGAAGAAGAGUCAGUCUGAUUUCAUUGUGAAGGAGAGUGAGUUGCUGAGAUUGCAACUCGAGGAGCAAAAGAAGGUGGAGAAAGAACAAUCACUUCUCAUUGAAAUGAUGGAGUCGAACAAACAACUUGAAGCCAAGCUGGCACAGGUUACUUCAAAUGAAGUACUCGACAGUCACCAGUGCAUAGAUGGCUCACUCACCGGCAGAGAUUUAGAAAUGAUAAAAUAUAUUAAUGGACUGCUACCAAACCAACUCUCACUAACUUGCAAAUACUGUGUAGCCAGUCAACUUCGUGAUGGAUUUGUAUUUUGUAAUGUUGUAAAUCAUUUUAUUGAUGAUGGUAUUGAUUCAAGAGCACUUCAUAAACCACCAUGUAAUAAAUCACAUAUGUCUCAGAAUGUCAACUUAAUUGUAAACUCAAUACAAUCAUAUGGAGCCGAUCGUAAACUUUCAAAUCUAGAUAUAAAUCUUUUAUUUGAAAUUAUUUAUAUUGGAUUCCUUCAACGAGUGAAUUUGAAGCAUCAUCCUGAACUUGCUUAUCUCUGGAAACACAAUCCAGAGAAGAAACCCGAUGACAAGAAAGAGAGUUGGGAUAAUUUCAUUAUGUUGGAACCGCCUGCCUAUCUGAAGAGAUGGAUCAAUCACUACAUGAAACAAACACAUCAACCCCUGAUUACCAAUUUUACCAACAUUGGCGAAAAAGUUUUAUUAUCGUUGUUCUCGCAACUCCAUCCGGAUUUCAAGGAUAACAAUAAUAUCGAUGCAAUGAUGCUCUAUUGCAAGGGAAUCGGUUGUGGUCUAAUUUCGCGUGACGAUAUAAAUGAUGAUCAGACCUCUCAUUCGACUCUAUUGUUUUUGGCACAGCUAUUCGAUAAGAACUCGGGAAUCAGCUUGUCCAUGGACAAGGAAACGAUCGCCUCUGACUCACCGGAGAUCACCAGUGAAGAGAAAGCUGCCAAACAAUGGUUAAAAACCGUGGAUAUCGCUGCUGCUAGCAUGGAUGAUUUUAGAGAUGGACUGUUACUCUUGAGAGCUCUCGAUCAAGUCUCACCGGGAAUCGUUAAUUGGAAGCACGUCAACACCAAUCCAACCAAUUUGUAUAGUAUGACAGAGAAUUGUAACUACUGUGUUAAACUAGGAAAAGAUCUCAAAUUCUCGUUGGUCGGUAUUGCCGGUAAGGAUUUCGUUGACGGACACAAAAAGUUCUUGCUCUCCUUUGUCUGGCAAAUGAUGAGAUACAGUGUACUCCGUAAGGUAAAUCUCAAAGGUAAAAACGGUAAAGACAUCACCGAGGCUGAUCUCGUAUCUUGGGCAAACAAUCAAGUCGCUUCAUCUGGUUUCCAUACGGCCAUCAAGAGUUUCAGUGACUCUAGCCUGAAAGACAGUCUAUUCCUCUUGGAUCUCUUAGAAUCGAUUUGCAGAGGUUGCAUUGAUUCAUCAAAUGUUUUCACAAAGGAUUUUGAUGGAGAAUCUAGAAAAUCAAAUGCUAAAUAUGUAAUUAGUGUAGCAAGAAGAUUAGGUUCUACCGCUAUAAUAUUCUGGGAAGAUAUUGUCGAAGUAAAAGCUAAUAUGAUCAUGUUAUUUAUUCUCGAUUUAAUGUCACUAAUUUAA